This is a messenger RNA of Amphibalanus amphitrite, 2423 nucleotides long. RefSeq names its product carboxylesterase 1C-like. NCBI's taxonomy places the organism in Eukaryota, Metazoa, Arthropoda, Thecostraca, Balanomorpha, Balanidae. The coding region runs from base 72 to 2066 and encodes 664 amino acids. The record is from RefSeq and is a predicted model, not a curated record. The transcript is spliced from 12 exons.
GCCACAGUUGUUGCUCGGGGAGCGAACGGCUCACUUCAUCUCGCACACGAAUUGUACGAACAGGGAGCACGAUGCGGUGCCACCUCUCUGUGCAGCUGGCAGUGGUCUGCCUGGCCGUGGCCUGGCCGGGGAGCGCCCUCCCUCGGCCCGCCGAGGCCGACUGGGACGAGGGGGUGCCGCACUACCGGCCCGAGGACCUGGUGCGGCCGCCGCGAGGAGUCACCCUGCCGCUGGCGCCGGCCGUCAACUUGACAGAGGGCACCGUCAACGGCCUGGUGUACACCAUCGACCACGGGCGCACCUUCCUCGCCUACCAGGGCAUCCCGUUCGGCGAGCCGCCCACCGGAGACAACCGGUUCAAGGCGCCGGUGAAGAAGGGCUACUACGGCGACCUGAACGCCACCUACCCGUCGUACAACUGUCCCCAGUCGGGCAUCCAGGGACCGGGCACCGAGGACUGCCUCUACCUCAACGUCUAUACAACCAAGCUGCCUGAGGACUUGGAGGGUCCGCUGCUGCCAGUCAUGGUAUUUAUCUACGGCGGAGGGUUCACCACCGGCGGCUCCAGCCUCUACUACCCGGACCGGCUGCAGCGAAAUAAGGACAUCGUAGUGGUGACACCACACUACCGGCUCGGAGUCCUUGGAUCGUUCACCACGCUGACGGACGAAGCGCCCGGGAAUCUGGGCCUGCUGGACCAGGUGCUGGCUCUGCAGUGGGUGCAGGACAACAUUGACGCGUUCGGCGGCGACCCAGACCGGGUGACCAUCUUCGGCGAGUCGGCCGGCGGCGCCAGCGUCUCCCUGCUGCUCGUCUCGCCGCUCGCCAAAGGUCUGUUCCACGCGGCGAUAGCUGAGUCCGGCUCGGCGGUGGCCGACUGGGCCUACAACAGCGACCCGCUGGUGACGGGCCGCGCGCUGGCCACCAAGGCCGGCUGCCCGCUCGAGCAACCCGCGCUGCUCCGGUGUCUGAGGGACAUGACCGCCCAGCAGCUGGUCCGCCUCGGAGACGACUUCUCGGCCGAAGAGCGGAAAGCGGCUCGUAACGGAUUUGACGGCCUGAACCCCAUCAUCCAGCCGGACACGAUCAGCGAACAAAACCGAUUCCUGCCCAAGGACCCUGUCGAACUCAUCACGGAGGGGAACUUCAACAAGGUGCCCACCAUCCACGGCACCAACAAAAAUGAGGGCUCCUUCAUUUUCGGACUGAUGUACAAUGACUAUUUGAAAGAGAACAAUCUCAUCAACGAUACCGACUUCUUGAAGAACGACUGCAUCCAGAAAAUGCUGUAUACUUUUCACAUCAACGACCCAACGGGAGGCGUGAGCCAGUCGAUUGCCGACAACUACUUCUACUACGUGGACAGCUGGGACGUGAACACCAUGUACCCCGGACUGGAGGACCUGACGGGCCUGUUUGGGAUGAAAGCUGGCGCCCAGACAAUGGCCCAGCUGCUGGCCGAGGCCGGCGUGCCCUCCUGGAUGUACUCAUUCGAGUACCGCGGCAGAAAGAGGCUCUCCAUGGCGCACUUCUUCUUCAUGGGCAGGGACCGGCUGCCCUUCGACACUGGUGUGACGCACGCCGACGAGCUCAUCUACCUGUUCCCGUUCCCGCUGAUGACCGGUCUCAACGAGGAGGAAACACAAGUCAGCCACACCAUGACAGACAUGUGGACCAACUUCGCCAUCCACCACGACCCGACGCCGGCCGACUCCGGUCUGACGCGGUGGCCGCAGGUCUCCGAGGGCGGCGCCUACCUGCAGAUCGCCGCCACCGUCGCCGUCAAACACGACUACAGCCAGACGUUCGACGUGGCCGUACAGGAACGCGUCAACGGCUCCGUCACCACGCCGGCGCCGACCAGCCCGUCGCCGCCGGCCUCCUCCUCCAGCGAGCCGAGCUGGCAGCACGAGAUGGAGCGGCUGACGGACCAGCGGGACACCUACCGGGACACCACCAUCGGGCUGGCCGUGCUGGCCGGCGUCGGCGCCGUGCUGCUCAUCGUCACCGUCACCAGGCUGCGCCGUGGCUCAGGACGCUCUCCAAAGACCUUCCCGGUUAGCUAAAUCCAGCGGGAUAGAUAGCAUAGUUAAUGAGGCUAUGAGGAGUUUUUUUCUGUGGUUAUCUGUUGAGCUGAGUUCAAAGUCAUCGUCGUUUCCACGUCAGGUCAGUAUGGACUGGAUAGUACAAUGUUCAAGUCAUGACAAUGAAUCAACAUCGAGGAAGAACCAAAGCCAUACCGACGAGCACGACGACAGAGACGUCCCAAUGCGAAGCCACGUCAUUUGGGCGCGUGAAUAUGUGCAAUGCGAUUGUGCCAAAUGUGUGUCGCGAGCUUUGUAUAUAACUAUAUGCAUAAUUAGUGUUUAUUAAUUGUAUUGCUCGUGUCCUGUAUGUACCCAAAUACAUUUGAAAGAAAGCAA